CAUUAUCAAACUUCAUGUCGAGAGGUGGUCAUGGAGGUCUUAGAGGGCGAGAGGACUGGGACAUUCAAGGGCGAACCUCGUCGCAUGUUGCAAAUCUUGGACCGCCGACUGUAGCGGUUAAUCGGGGUCGGGGCGGGCCCAAAAGGGGCGGCAGGAUUCCUGCUGUACUUCCUUCACGUCCGGAGAAUCCAUUAGCUUCGUCGAGCUCUGCGCAGAGACAGCCUUCGCGUCAUGCGAACGCUGGGUCACGGGGAGGUAGAGCAGCACCCCACAGAGGCGUAGGCUUUGGGGGUCCGCCCUACAGGAGACCUCGAGGUCGUCCGGAGAAUCGUGCAAGGGGAGGUCUCCCUUACGGUCAUUCAAACCGAGGGGAAUGGGACGGGUCAAGCAGUCGACCCGUAGCGUCGAGGCCGAACGAUGGUGCGGAUUAUCACAAUGAUCACACAUACCAUGCUGGGCCCUCUAGGUAUCGUGCAUGGAGUCCGUCACAACCUGUCGCGGGGGAGACAAUACCUCAUCCAUCGGCAGUGGCUCGUGGCGCAUCGCAUACACACUUCAUCGACUUUACCGGGGAGGAUGACAGUGCUCCGCCAGUGCCGCCAAACCAGCUUCCGCCGAGGCCAGCCCCGGAGGACGGGGGUCCCGCGACGCCCUUCACCAAGUUGAAAUUUAGACCCAAGAUCACGCCAAGGGAGCCUGCGGCGACUCGGAUGCAGUCUACAGACACUGCGGGACUCGCAACCAGUAAGGGAAAAGAAAGAGCACAAGCGUCAGACGAAGGAGAUGAUGCGCACGAUCAAGAUGUCAAGCAGGAGCUCGGACCGGAGGCAGAGUCUGAGGACGAGGAGAUCGAUGACGCUCGCAAGAGCGAAGGCAUUCUUUCCUUCCGCAAGGAAGACAUACCUGACGCCUGCUAUGGACGAGAUGGUGAACGACAAUCGACGGCCCGAUCAGCAUUCAAGAAGAUUCAAGCUCGUGAAUUGAAAGCAAAGAACAGGAAAAUUGUCAGAACACGCUGGUUACCGGACGGAGUAGCGUUCGAUUGGAUACGGGCUCAGCCGUCUGUAGAUCCUAGCUCGCAGUUCUUCCCCUAUCCAGCACAAUUCGAAACGAAAGAGCUCCGGAAAGCCAACGAAGCGGCCCUUUACGAUUGGAAGAUUGGGCGAGAGUUAGCUGCCAGCGGGAUUGACGCGCAAGGGCGUAGGACCAUCCUGGCUUUGUCAACAAACACUUUUGAUGGUCUCAACAUUCAUACCUCACCGCUCGACGCGAGCCGACCGGCUUACCUUUGCAUCGAUCCCGGUCGCUCAGUGACAUACGAGAGAAAGCUCAGCAGACGAUUGCCGCCCGAGUUCGAGUCUGUCGACACUGGGAAUCUUGACCCAGGCCUGGUCCUUUGGACCAAUGAACAGUGUCAGAGCCAAAUUUGUCCUGAUGAAAAGGGAAGAGCCACACGAUUCGUGGCGUACAGCUUCACUAGCAAAAAGGUACAGAUCAUCGGGCGACGCGACGAGGACUGGCGACAGGCAUCACCCGUCAAGCCGAGUCUGGCGUUACCACGCGAACCAAGCAAGCGAGCGACGGCAGAUGACGAAGAGGACGUUGCACAGACUAAACCGAAGCGAUCGAAAACGAACAUUUCUCAACCUGAAAAGUCAGACACCUCUCGCCUGGAGAGUCUGCGAGCGAACAUGGACACAUUCUUCAGCGACAUUGAUCGAUGGACAUUGAUAGCGAGAGAAUAUCCGGACGACGAGAGGGUUCAAGGUCAAUUACAGAGGAUCCAGGCCGAUAUCUUUAGGCUGCAGGGGGAGAUCAAGGCGGAGAAGGAGUUGCUAGGCAGCAGGGCCAUUCAUCAGCCGUGAUGACUGUCCCAACGUGACCAAUCUAUGCGAUCUGAGCCUUCGACUGUCAUUGGAACCUUGGUCAAGUGCCGCAUCGUCGGUCGACCAUGUGGACAGUUCUGCGGCCGUCAGCCCAGUUCAGCGAUUCACUUACCCAUGGCUGAUCGAUAGUGCCCAUGUUGCGGAGUAACUGAGUCAUUUGCGGCUUUGUCA
Kockovaella imperatae is the source of this 2057-nucleotide messenger RNA. RefSeq lists its product as hypothetical. The transcript has 4 exons. The record is from RefSeq and is a predicted model, not a curated record. The coding region runs from base 15 to 1865 and encodes 616 amino acids. NCBI's taxonomy places the organism in Eukaryota, Fungi, Basidiomycota, Tremellomycetes, Tremellales, Cuniculitremaceae.